This is a messenger RNA of Aricia agestis (brown argus), 5070 nucleotides long. RefSeq lists its product as uncharacterized. The transcript is spliced from 9 exons. Lineage: Eukaryota; Metazoa; Arthropoda; Insecta; Lepidoptera; Lycaenidae. The coding region runs from base 1 to 5049 and encodes 1682 amino acids. The record is from RefSeq and is a predicted model, not a curated record.
AUGUUAGUUUAUUUAAUAGUUUGCUUGUUAACUGUGAAAGUAACAAGUGAAGUUGUGGAUACGUCUCACGGCAAAGUAGCGGGAAAACUAUUCAAAAGUCUCAUUAAAAAUGUAGAAUAUUAUGGAUUCCUUGGCAUUCCUUACGCCGCGCCGCCUGUGCAAGAACUACGGUUUAAACCUCCACAGGCCAUUGAACCGUGGGACAAAGUGCUAACAGCAAAAAAAGAAAAACAAGCAUGUAUACAGUUCAACACCAACUUAUUAAAAGGCCAACGUCUUGGACAAUAUGGCACCGAGGACUGUCUCUACCUUGACAUUUUUACCCCGGGAACUGACCGAAACGAACGACCGGUUGUAACCUUUUUAUACAGUGAACGUUUUCAGAACUCAUACAAUAAGACCAAGGACUAUGGACCUGACUUUUUCAUAGAAGAGGACGUUAUAGUCGUAAGUAUAAGCCAUAGAUUAGCCGCAUUCGGUUUUUUGUCGCUUGAAGAUGCUACGGUACCAGGUAAUGCUGGAUUGAAGGAUAUAGUUAAAGCAUUAGAAUGGGUCAAAAAUAACAUUGGUAAUUUUGGAGGAGAUCCAAACAAAAUAACUUUAUUGGGUUCACAAGGUGGUGCUGUAGCGAUAGACCUUUUACUACACACAGAAGCUAAACGUCUUAUCAAUGCAGCUAUACUACAAAGCGGGACUGCACUUAGUCCGAUGUAUUUACAAAAUAACGCAGCGGAAAGAGCAUUUCUCCUUGCGGAACAACUAGAUAUAUUCACCAAAAAUAAAGAAAAACUGUUGAAAGAACUAAAUCAGGUGUCAACUUCGGACAUACUAUCGAAAGAAGUGAGGGCAGCUCCUAAAGAAUUCUACAAAGAGAAUCAAAAAAGUGUUCUCACCUUUGGACCUGUAGUUGAAAAAGAUUCUAAUGGUCUUGUUACUAAGUACCCGGAAGAUUCAACAGAUAAGAUCGAUAUUCCCAUAAUGAUAGGACACACUUCCCGAGAGGGUCUCGUAUCAUCAUUAAAUUACCUAACAAGACCAACAGAUCUCAGAUACAUAAACAAAGACUUCCCAUUUUUACUGCCAAUGAGAUUAAAAUACAAAUUCGACCCAAACUACGACGCGUACUACGAAGCUAUAGAAGACAUACGAAAAUUUUACUUCACCAAAAACAAAAUAACCGAAAACAGUAUAUCUGAUUACAUUACUUACGUGGGCGACGUCCUGACCUACUAUUCCAUGAACAAAAUGGCCGACAUGUAUUCCAAUUCAUCAUCGAGGGUGUACUAUUAUAAUUUCGACUACUAUAGCGAUCUGAAUGAGAACAAGAACAAUAUAUUGAGGAUAUCCAACAUUGAGGAGGGUACUUGGGGAGCGGCGACCGGAGAUGAGUUGUGUUACAUCUUCAAAUGCCCGAGACUAAAAGAUAAGUACUUGAGGUACGACCGCUCGGGAUCCGACGAAAUGACCACUCAGAGGAAAAUGACAAAAAUGUUCGCGAACUUCGCAAGAUUCGGCAACCCGACGCCUGACGCUAAUCUCCUGGGCACAAUAUGGCCGGCUUACAGCUCGGACCGGGAAUAUCUGAACAUCGCCAUGAAUGGAGAAGUGAUAGUUGAAACAGAUUCUGGUAAGGUGGCCGGUAAAGAAAUAGCAUCUGUGAUUGAGAAUGAGAAAUAUUAUUCGUUUUUGGGGAUCCCGUAUGCUCUGCCCCCUGUGGGAGAUCUGAGAUUCAAGGCACCACUACCCCACCCUGGUUGGGAAGAUGUCUUAGAAGCCAAAAGAGAGAAAAAAGCAUGUGCUCAAUUCUUUUUACCGGCAAGGCCUGUUAAAACAUACGGAUUCUUUGGCGACGAAGAUUGUUUACAUCUCAGCGUCCAUACUCCAAAACUACCAGAAAAUAAUGAGUUGAAUCUACCAGUGAUAGUAUUUACCUACAAUGAAUUCUUUAGGAGUUCUUUCAAUGGAUCUAAGGAGUAUGGUCCAGAUUUUUUCAUGAAUGAAGAUGUAAUUUUAGUAACAGUUAACCAUAGAUUAGGAUCGCUAGGAUUUUUAUCUUUUGAGGACGACAUUUUACCUGGAAACAAUGGUAUAAAAGAUGUGAUAUUAGCAUUAAAUUGGAUUAAAACUAAUAUAAGAAGCUUUGGAGGAGACCCAUCUAAAGUCACUCUAAUGGGAAAUCAAGGCGGCGGAGCGCUAGUAGAUAUUUUAGUCCAAUCCAAAAAAGCAAAGGGGUUAUUCAGUGGAGCUAUUCUUCAAAGCGGUACGUCCUUUAAUCCUAUGUAUUUUGGUAAAUCCCCGAGAUCCAAAGCCAUAAAGCUAUCUGAAGUACUCGAAGAGAGAGCUAGAACGAGUCAAUCUCUGCUGGAGCGUUUCUCUGGUGUUUCGGUUCAGAAAAUAGUAGAAUCAGAUUCGCUUACUGUCCACGCUGACGAUGCUCGAGCAAUCCAAAGAGGCAUAAUACCCUUCGGUCCUGAGGUCGAACACGAUCAUCCUGAUGCAAUAAUCACCAAGUUACCGGAAGAAGAACCCAUAGAAAUUGAUGUUCCUAUUAUGAUCGGUUUCAAUUCAAGAGAAGGAAUAGAAAUGACAGAGCGCUUUCUUCGUAAACCGCAGUACCUGACGUUCGCUGACAGAGAUUUUCUGCUAUCACUGCCUAAAAGAACAGACUUCCAUUUCAAAAUCAACGACCACAUAUACUAUGAAGCUGUUCAAGACAUUAAAGAGGAAUACUUUGAGGAGGCAUACAUCAAAAUUAGUAGACCGGGGGAGUAUAUAACUUAUAUAGAAGAUGUCAUGUCGGUUUUCGCCGUGGAUAAUACUGUACGAACAUACACUAAGGCUACUAACACUCCGAUAUAUUACUACAUGUUCGAUUACAGUGGGGACCUGAAUUUUAGAAAGAAACUAGUGCUAGAGAAGGCCCAAACUAUUGAUGGUACAUGGGGUGCGACGACUGGGGAUGAACUCUGUUACCUAUUCGUCUGUAACAAACAUAGAAAGGUAUACAAGAGUCUAUUAAAGAACGAAGAUUCCGAAGAAAUUAAAGUUUUACGGACUAUGGUUAAAAUGUGGACUGAUUUCGCUAAGACUGGGAAUCCGACGCCGACCGGGGAGUUUGUUUGGGCGCCGGCGACGAAGGAGAACAAAGAAUGUCUAAUUAUAAGCGAAGAAUUAAAAAUGCAAUCAAAACUUUACGACGACAAAGUUCGGUUUUGGGAGGAAUUCCUCGAGAAAUACGCCGCGAUGGCCGUCGACGGCGUCGUCCGGGAUGAAGUCAAAGACGAAUUAUGUCAAUACUAUCAAUUAAAUGGAACAAUGAAAGUGUGUAUUGCGAUUGUUUUAUUAGUGACCAACUGUGUGGGCCAUGAAGUGAAUAUAAAACAAGGGAUUUUGUUGGGAAGUGAGGAAACCUCUUUUCUGAGAGGGACCAAGUAUUAUGCCUUCAAGGGUGUCCCAUAUGCGGAACCACCUCUUGGUUCCUUGAGGUUCCAGCCAUCGAUACCUCAUACAGGAUGGAACAGCAGCUACCCGGCACUCGAAGACAAGCCCACUUGCUACCAAUACAACGCCAAAAUGAGGAAUGAUGAGCCCUUCGGCAUAUCAGGGUCGGAGGACUGUCUGUACCUUAGCGUCUUUACACCAGACACCCAAGGAUCCUUCCCGGUGAUAGUCUUCGACUACAACGACAACUUCAGAACUGGUUUCAAUGGUACUAAGACUUACUCCCCAGAUUUCUUUAUGGAGGAGAACAUAAUAGUCGUCACCAUCCAGCACAGACUUGAUAUAUUCGGCUAUCUUACCACCGAGGAUGAGGUUGUACCAGCUAAUUCGGGCAUCAAAGACUUUAUGCUGGGACUAACAUGGGUGCAGCAGAAUAUAGAAAAAUUUGGUGGUGACCCGAGCCGAGUUACUCUCAUGGGCAGCAGAGGUGGAGCGAUCUUAGCCAAUAUUUUGUUGUACACACAAAAAGCUAGCGGACUCUUCAGUGGGGUGAUCCUUCAAAGUGGCACCGCCAUGGAGCCGAUUCUCUUUGGAAGCGAAACUAGGGAUGUAGCAUUUAAAUUAGGAGAAAUACUAGGUAUAGAGACAAAUCACAGCAAAAUACUGCUAGACGAACUACAAAAAAUUGACGCUGAUACUUUACUAGCAAAAGAAGGUGAGGCAGUGAAUGCAGAUGCUGUAAACACACACCAAAAGAGCACUUUCCCUUUCUCUCCGGUGGUCGACAAUGAUGUCCUACCGAUGCUACCAGAGAAUUGCAAAGUCGUUAACGACGUUCCAGUAUUAAUCGGCAUAAACUCAAGAGAAGGGUUAGAUCUGGCGUCGCAUUAUAUCUUCGAACCGAGACUUCUGACUGACAUGGCGCAGGACUUCCUAUUCCUAUUCCCGAUCCGAACGAACUUCAGAUUUGACAAGCAAAGCUCAGAAUACGAGGAGGCAAUUAAGGAAGUCCAAAACUACUACUUUGAGGAAGGAUACCUAUAUCAUGAUAACAUUCUCGAAUACGCUGUCUAUCUGGCUGAUGUUCUACACAAUUAUGCCUUGGAGAAGACUGUGAAAUCGCUUUCUAAUGAAAUGGAGUCCCCGGUAUACUACUAUCAGUUCGACUACAGAGGUUUGCUGAACGAGAACAGCGAAUACAUGUCAAGAAGGGCCAGAUUCAGUAUGGAGAAUUGGGGUGCCACUGUUGGAGAUGAAUUGUGCUACUUACAUGUCUGUCAGCGAAUUAAGAGGAAGUAUGAGGAGCUGAAGAAACUCGUAAGCGAGCAGCAGGAGAUUAAAGUAAUAAAGAAAAUGGUCCGCCUGUGGGCCAAUUUUGCCAGAACCGGUAAUCCCACACCGGAGGAUGACGCAGUGAUUAAAAAAUUUAAAUGGCUGCCAGUGAAUAAAGGUUCCAACGAAACCAAUUAUCUGCACAUUACAAAGUCUCUCCGAAUGGAUACCAACCCUCUGGGGGAGAGAGAAAAGUUUUGGGAUGAAUUCCUAAUGAAAUAUUCACAAAAAUCUGUCGAUGGUAUUGUUGGAAGUCCUAAACAUGAUGAAUUAUAAUUUGGUUUUUAUUAAUUGGUC